Molecule: messenger RNA, 2660 nt
Organism: Vanessa atalanta (red admiral)
Lineage: Eukaryota; Metazoa; Arthropoda; Insecta; Lepidoptera; Nymphalidae
Product: anoctamin-7-like
Exons: 20
Coding region: 354-2660 (768 amino acids)
Biological process (GO): chloride transmembrane transport
Molecular function (GO): chloride channel activity; protein dimerization activity
Source: RefSeq, a predicted model, not a curated record
CUAACUAUAAUUCAUGGAUUCCCCAGGAUAUAAUUCAUGUGGGAGGGGGCGUAAACUGCAGUACUUGACCUAUUACGUGACAUAAAUAUUUUUAGCUUAAAUAGUAUAACCGAAUAAAAAAGAAGAAUAGCUGUUGAGUGUUUCACCAGACGAGCUUGCAUAUUUGCAAGUCCCGUCAAAAUCGGUCUAGCCGUUCCAGAGAUUACCCGGAACAAACGAGCAGAAAGACAGACAAAAAUUUAAAAAAGGAUAAUCCAGCUUUUACAGGCUUUUUUAAUGAAGGUCAGAAACGAAUAGAUCUCGUCAUAGUAAUAAAUGAGGUAGAUGCCAGUGAAAAAUUGCAAGAGAUUCGUAUGAUUUUUUUAAUGAACAUUCUAAAACUGGGCCUAGAACUUGAAGUAGAAGUAGGAAAGUUGGCGGAACAUAAGAAUUUGCUAUUCGUUAAAGUGCACGCACCGGACUCAAUAAUUGAAGAAUUUGGUCUACUUUUUAAUGAGCGCAGAUUCUUUAAAGAUAAUCAUAUUGACUUCGUUCACCCAUAUUUCAAUUUCAUUGGAAUGAACCAUGAGCGAGACCUAAUUAAAACAAUACGAAAUCAAUACCCUGGACCUGGUAACUACUCAACUUUGGAGAGAAGCAUGAUUGUAUAUAAAAUUCUUCUUCAGCUACCUUUUGGUCAACAUGAAAAUCAUUACGGAAUAGAUAAAUUAAUUAAUUCAAAUAUUGUAUUAGAUGCAUUUGCUUUACAUGAUGGGCCAUACUUUAUUACACCGAAACAGAAAGCGUCUGUAUAUAUUAACGCAAGACAAGUGCUUUUUUAUAAUUGGGUUGGCUUUAUCAAUAUAUGGAAGAUGCAACCGAUUCAUAUGAUAAAAGAGUAUUUUGGUGAAAGGGUUGCUUUCUACUUUAGUUACUACGAGUUUUUCAACAUCAUGCUAACAAUUAUAACGGUGGUCGGUGCAUGGGUUGCAUUCGAUCAGUAUUUUGCAACGGUUAAACCCGAUCCCUUUACGAAGGUUGCUUGUGAUGAUUUAAAAAACCAAACGGACUUUUACUCAAAAACUUGUAAUGAGUGUCGAAAUAUUACCCUCUGUCCUUCUCUUCGUUAUUAUGACUAUUGCCCGGAAGUACAAUUUAUUGCGAGAAUUGAUAACGAAAACGUGUUUUAUUAUGCAUUUUUUGUCUCACUUUGUGCUCUCCUCUUUGUAAUACUUUGGAAAAGACAUGAAACGUACCUCAUGUGGAUAUGGGAAAUGAAUGAAAAAUGUAUAAACAAAUUACGUCGACCUGAAGUUCUACAUUACCCAAGUAUAUUUUACAUGAAAUUAAAUCUGACUGCUUUGUCAAUGGGCUAUCAGAGUAUAUUAGUCAUUAUUAUAAGAGGAUUCAUGAUAUUAUUCACAAUGGCAAUAUCCUGUGCUUUGCUAUGGGCUAUUCUUAUCAUAUCGCUAAAGUUCUGUUAUUUCAAACAUUGGUAUCGUCACAUGGAACGUUACCCUAACCUAAUCGGUUGGAAGGAAGGUGAAAAUAAACGCAUAGCGAUGGCAGCGUCAAUGCACACAACUUUCAUGUUUCUGUUAAAGAUAGUUGUCAUGAUACUAUCGUACAUUUCAACGGAACUUGAAAAAUACGACACAUAUGCAUCAUACGAUAGAUCUCUCGCUAUUAAGAUGUUUGGAUUUAAUUUCCUCUCAACCUAUAGUUUAGUAUUUUGCUACACCUGUCUUGGAGUAUUAAUAUUCACGCACCAUCUUGAUAAAGAUAAUUAUCAUUCGCUAGAAGGCUUUGGAGUGAUGAACAAUGGUUAUGGGACUUCCUUUGAUGAUAUAUGCGUGACUGUGGUGGUCAUGAUUGUUCUGGAACAAAUCAUUUUUAAAAUUCCUACUAUCCUAUAUUAUAAAAUGUCAGACUACGACCAACUCUGUGUCUUCGAUGCUAAUAUACCAUGCUGGGAGAGGGAAUACAAAUUACCAAAUCUUAAUGAAAUAUUUAUACAUAACAGUUACAGUACAUUAGCAAUGAAAUUCGCAAUGGCCACAUUGUUCUCUUAUACAUGUCCCAUAGUUACUUUGUUAAUUUUUUUGAUGAGUAUAUGGGAUAUAAGGUAUAAAGCACGAAGAGUUCUUCUAUGGCAUCGAAGGCCGUUGUUGAUAAAUGCAUCAGGGCCCGGCAUUUGGCACCGUUUGAUUUUUAUGGCAGCUCAUGUUAUUCCUCUAUUGAACGCAUCUCUUAUAGUGUUUCAAUCGAGAUAUUUCCUUAAGGAACAUGCAUUGCAAUAUUAUCUUGAGUUCACGAAUAAUCGAUUCUUAACCGGUGAAAUACGUCCUGAAAUAUAUAUAAUGCGAACUGAGCUAUACGAUCAAAUACGAGCUUUACAAUACAAAGUUGCUAAAGAAGUGCUAUCAUUCAGAACCUGUUCUACCCUUGAUUUCUGGGCAAUUGGGGACCUUGAUUACUAUAAUCCUGCACUGUUUCCUUGGUGGACCGUAAGAUGUUACAGAGUUGAAUUCUUGAUUUUAUGUGAGGCCUUCUUAUUGCUAUUUACAAUAUUAUUACAUUUUCUAAUUCCUUCGAUGACUGACGAUAUGAAAGACACUAUCAAGAAGGAGAAACAAAUCAAACAGGAAUUCUAUAUCCGCAAAGGUUUUUUAGCUACAUAA